CUUUCUUGGUGCUGGCGGUCGUCUAUACAAUGAUGUCUUCUUUCAAUGCUGUAGAACGACGCAUGCACCAUACAUUCGCGGCUUUGUCCCAAAGUCUGCGAGCCACACCCCCUCCACCUUCUCGAGGCUGCCUGGCUUUUCGUUUGUCCACCUGAUCAAGGCUAUCUGGUGAGCGCUUCUACCAAUACAUCCCGGGACCUAAGAUAAAGCGAUCUGGGUGUGCCAUGCUACCAUCACAAUGCCCAUCUACAAUGUCAUCGACAUUGGAUGAAUGACUAGGGUUCCCCUCGCAGGCAAACACAGCCCACGGCAUUCACUUUCUUUACUCUCGCCCAAGCAUGGCUGCAUCCUCCCUCGUGCCCUUUAUAGUACUAAUGACUAUGAGCACUUCCUUCUUCUUCACAAAGAUCAUUGAAGCCAUCGUCAUGUCUCAGGCAAACGGUGCAGGAACAGAGGUCAAGUAUAUCCUUCACUUUUGUAAUGGUGACUUUAUCACUCCUUCAUCCACUUCACUCAGCCUCACCUUGUCACUUCACUCUGCAAACAGGUGACAACAAGCCUUAUUACCCAGCACAAAUCCUUCCUACAGUCAGAGCCCUUGCUGUUCUUUAACUGUGCCCUCGGGUUCACGUUUGAUUGCUUGCCUACCACUACUAUUUCUACUCCUUCCCCCACAGUCAUGAUCUUUGCCCUUAUCAAAAUUCGUGCAUCGCCUCCACGCCAUGACAAGAUGCAUGUUGAACGCUCACCCUCCGGAAAGCUCUAUCUCGUGCGCAAGAAGUACACUCCACCAAAGUCCAAGCCUCGUGAGGAGUUUGUCGAAGUGUAUGAGAACCUAGCUGAGGCGGGUCACGUGGAAGUGGUUCAAGUUGAGCAUUUGAGAGCCAAGGACAAACAUAACCAUCAUCAUCCUCGAUGUGCCGACGACAAGAAGCCAGUUGACAACAACGGCAUCAGAAUUGACAUUGGCGGACUUGAAGACGGGACAAAGCACAUUAUCGUGGGGAAUAGCGGAACACCAGGUGGCAUAUCCAUCACGGUUGGAGCCCACAAGAGAUGCAAAGCAGCAGAUCAACCAGCGCACCCUUCUCCUAACAUUAUAAUCCGCGAGCCGAUCCAUGUGAAACAAGAGAAGCCCGCCGCAGACGCGGAGAAGAAGAAAGCCAAGCAGGAAGAUGUGCAGCUUGAGCCGGUCCGUUGGGAAAAGGUUCGAGUGAAGAAAGUUCAUCGCCCAGCAGAGGAAGUUCGGGUCUACAAGCGCUCACCCAAACCAGAGGCUGAAAGACUUCCACGAGACGAUCAUGAGAAAUACACUGAGAUCAAGGUGCCGCGCCGGGAGCAGAAACCACACCGCAUGCCUGAAGUCGAAGGGGCCGUCUGGGAUGAGAAACUGAAGGCCUGGAUUGUGAAGCGAUCUCCUCGAGUUCGGUUUGACUGAGCCACAAACAGAAGAUAGCCAGACGGACGGACGGCAUGCUGAUGAGCAACUGUUGGGUCCGGUCUGGUCCGGUCUUGUUUUUUCUUCGGCAGGAGGAAUGACCUUCUUCCCGCAGUGGAACAUGUGCGGAUGAAGAAACAAUGUCGAACAGCCCAUGCUUUCCACUUACCUCGGCCUCGAAAGGACGCUGAUUGUGCGCCCCACAUGAGUGCACCGGCCAUGUCCACGAAACCAGCUGAUCUGAAGAGGACGUUUUCCCUUGCAGCCGCCAACAUUAUUCACUAGGCGUUGGGAGAUCAACUGCCUACAAGGUCUCCUUCCUUCUGAGCUCAAUGCGGCGAGACAUCAUUGGUAUGGUUCAACGGACUCAGGACCGCGGAGGAAGAUAGCAAAGCUUGAUACCUGACGAGCCGAUUGCGGACUGAAGCUGACCCCACUGCCAUCACUACGGUCCGGAUGGUGAUGGACAUCUUGUUUUGUCCAGCACUCGGCAGCGAUACUCAUUACUAAUCUAUCUAGCUUACUUGGAUGACAACAGCAUCUGUCGCUAGAAAACUAGCAAGCAGGUCGCAGAAACUUGAAGUGGUUGAAGCGGUGAGAUUCGGGCGAGGAGUUCCUGGACAUGGACUCACUUGGACAAGACAGACAAUACUGCAGGUCUACCGCAGUCCAAGCUGGUUGUUUUUUACCGUAGUUAAAGGGGAAAGGAGUCUAGAUGAAUGUUCUCCGAUACCACUACUCCAGAAUCAAAUCAAACGAUUGCAUAGCGGCAA
Exophiala dermatitidis NIH/UT8656 is the source of this 2211-nucleotide messenger RNA. RefSeq lists its product as uncharacterized. The transcript has a single exon. The record is from RefSeq and is a predicted model, not a curated record. The coding region runs from base 680 to 1438 and encodes 252 amino acids. NCBI's taxonomy places the organism in Eukaryota, Fungi, Ascomycota, Eurotiomycetes, Chaetothyriales, Herpotrichiellaceae.